AUGGGCUCUCUUGAUUCAGAGUCCAAGCUCCCCUGGUUCAAGACGCCAUGCGUCCACAGCCCUCAGAUAUCCCAAGUUGCUGGCUGCAACAUAUAUCUCAAGCUUGAAAACCUCCAGCCUUCGGGCUCCUUCAAAUCACGAGGCAUCGGGAACCUCAUGACCCGCGCCGCUGCCGCUGCCUCUGGCCCCGUCCACUUCUAUUGCUCUUCUGGAGGCAAUGCCGGACUUGCCUGUGCCACCUCGGCGGCUGCUCUGCGGCUCCCGGCCACGAUUGUCGUCCCAGUUCUUACUUCUUCUCUGAUGAAGAGGAAGCUUGCCGAGUUGGGCGUCGAGGUCCACCAGGUUGGCAGCAAUUGGGCUGCCGCUGACCAGUAUCUUCGGGAAGAGCUGCUGGCAAAGGACCCUACCGGAGCCUAUGUCCCGCCCUUUGACCAUCCGCAUGUGUGGGAGGGAGCUGCAACUAUGAUCCCUGAGCUCAAGGAGCAGAUGGAAGAUUCCAUAGACGCCGUCGUCUGCAGUGUCGGCGGAGGCGGACUUCUCAAUGGUCUAAUGCAGGGGAUAGAAUCCCUCCAAUGGCCAGGCGUAAAGCCCCAGGUCCUAGCUGUUGAGACAUCCGGCGCCGACAGCCUCAAUGCCAGUGUCCUGGCCAAAUCACACGUCACACUGCCGGGAAUCACUUCCAUCGCAACAUCACUCGGCGCCACGCGCGUAUCCGAGCAGACGUGGAAAUGGAGCCAGAACUCGAACCUACAGAGCCUCGUCGUUUCUGACGCCGACGCCGCCAUGAGCUGCGUGAGGUUCGCCGACGACGCUCGACAUUUGGUCGAGGCCGCCUGUGGCGCAACGCUUGCCCCUGCCUAUCGUGGCCUUCUUCGGGAACGUCUUGGAAAGGGGCUUUCCGACGAGGAAUGGAGCCGCAAACGCGUGGUGCUGGUUGUGUGUGGUGGAUCCAACAUCACUCUGGAAAUGUUGCAGGCGUACGCUGAAAAGUACAGCGGGGAGUCCUGCAUCAAGAUCUAA
Molecule: messenger RNA, 1020 nt
Organism: Ilyonectria robusta
Lineage: Eukaryota; Fungi; Ascomycota; Sordariomycetes; Hypocreales; Nectriaceae
Product: tryptophan synthase beta subunit-like PLP-dependent enzyme
Exons: 2
Coding region: 1-1020 (339 amino acids)
Biological process (GO): L-threonine catabolic process; L-serine catabolic process
Molecular function (GO): threonine deaminase activity; L-serine ammonia-lyase activity; pyridoxal phosphate binding
Source: RefSeq, a predicted model, not a curated record